Lytechinus variegatus (green sea urchin) is the source of this 2080-nucleotide messenger RNA. RefSeq lists its product as uncharacterized. Gene Ontology annotation, cellular component: membrane. Gene Ontology annotation, molecular function: calcium ion binding. The transcript has 8 exons. Bases 227 to 1798 code for a protein of 523 amino acids. Lineage: Eukaryota; Metazoa; Echinodermata; Echinoidea; Temnopleuroida; Toxopneustidae. The record is from RefSeq and is a predicted model, not a curated record.
GGUUAUAGCUCUCAAACAUCCUACAGUUGAUACAUGUCAUAACAUCAUCCAAAUUGAACGUGUACACUGGUGGGAAAAUGUUUUGGGUAUAAAAGAAUGGAAUCUGAUAUUUUUAUACCCAGCGGUUGAAGUUAUAAGUCACCUUUUUGUUAUAUCCAAUGUAUGCUUGAAUCAUUUUAUCAGCAAGCUUUGAGGAUAUAUAUAUAUAAUUUGAAAUAUACCAGCCAUGACGCCGUGGAUUAUUUCAGUGUAUUUGCUGAUCGCAAACAUACAGCCUAUUAUUUGUUCUGAACCACAUCGAAACGUUCGACUUGUUGGAGGAUUCAACAAAUACGAAGGGAGGGUAGAAGUCUUCUGGAAUAACACAUGGGGUACAAUAUGUGAUGAUCAGUGGGACAGACGAGAUGCCUGGGUGAUCUGCAAGGAGUUGGGGUUCGGUAGUCCUCUCCAGAUCGCCAGCACGGCCCACUUCGGAUCUGGACCAGGACCCAUCCUGCUUGAUAAUCUGGACUGUAAGGGAACCGAGUCUAACAUUCUGAACUGCUCACAUUCUGGGAUUGGCGUUCAUGAUUGCUCGCAUUUUGAGGAUGCCGGUGUGGCCUGUUCACCUCCAGUACUUUGUUUGACUGAUCCGUGCUAUAAAGGAACCUGCGUCGAUUCAGGAGAGUCCUUCCACUGCAUAUGCACACCAGGUUUUAUGGGCAAGCUCUGCGACCAAGAGGUGAACUGCACACUACCAGACAAACUGCCUCCAGGAGCCCAUUUCGUCUCCCCACAUUCUUCUUACUCGUAUAACGAGGUGGUGGUCGUUUCCUGUACGGACGGGCCAGGGUCGACUUCAUGGACUUGCAACCAGUAUGGCCAAUGGGACUCUCAUUAUAUACCGUGUGCUUCGCUUACAGGUGCCUAUCGCUCGGCUAAUACACAUUCCUACACCGUCAUCGGCAUCGGGUCUGCUCUUGUCGUUAUUGGAGUAGCUGUCUUCAUCUUUGCAAUAUACAUAUUGAUACGGCACAAGAGACAGCAUCGGGUUGAGAGUCUCUACGAAAUCUCAAACUUAUCUCGCUUGGAGUCAGUUCCGUCAGCAUACCUUACAAUGACCGGUGGCCCUUCUCCCAUGCCAUCACCACGACGGUCCAGUUCUGUCCUCAGCACGGAUCCCCUCAUCAAAGCCUCCAGAGCCAACAUGGCGCUUCCACCGACCCCAACAGAGAACGUACGGUCUCCUUUGUCCAUCACGACGUCACUUCCGUUUCCAACGACCAAUGGAAACCAAGAACCAGAGCCUAGGAUUGAAAGACAAACCGACAAGGAGGUCGACAACCAGGCCGCGAAGCAGAGCGAGAAGCAGACUGUCAACGCAAAUGAAAAGCCUAGCACGGGAACGUGUAAUAAGCCGGUAACGAAACAGACAGUGACGAGAUCGUCCUCCAACUCUUCCGCGACGAAGCAACCUGUGGCCCCCGCCCGACCUAAGAAGCAGAACAACGAGCAACGCAGCAAGCCACUUUUCAAGUUCCCGCCACCACCGAUACCGACAACACCUGCACCGAGUAAAACUUCGCGCGCAGAUGGGACAGCGUCGUCUGCAAAUGGCGGCGUGGUGCACGAUAAAAGCAAACUUUUGUCCAACAUGUCCAAGCAAAGGAGUCUCGAGGAUGAAGGUACUUCGCUUGUCGGUGGUGCAUCUGAUGGUCGCAAGAAUGUGAGGGCUGUGAAGUCACAUGAACUUGGCAAAGUAAACAACAUGAAAGACGAUUUAAACAAGCCUGUAAAGUCUCCAUACUCGAAUAUGUAGCGCCUCAAAACAGCAGUCUAGAAAUUAUUAGCUUAAUGUUAGUUAUAAAAAUUGUAUAUAUCUGAACAUGUGAUUUUAUUAUAUCGCCCUAUUUGUAUACAUGAUUGUCAUUGAAAAAAAAGUGUUGUGGCCCUCUUAACCCUAAAAGGACUGGGGGCAUUAUGCCCCCCACACUUCGUGCGAUAUUUCGGACACGCAAAAAAAAAUAGAGCCGCAAAAUUUUAUGACUUUGUUCUUUCAAGUCCCGCGCAACUUAUGAGACCAGGGGGCCGUUGCAGAAAG